Podarcis raffonei (Aeolian wall lizard) is the source of this 1817-nucleotide messenger RNA. Its product is annotated as zinc finger protein 239-like. Gene Ontology annotation, biological process: regulation of transcription by RNA polymerase II. Lineage: Eukaryota; Metazoa; Chordata; Lepidosauria; Squamata; Lacertidae. Gene Ontology annotation, molecular function: DNA-binding transcription factor activity; RNA polymerase II cis-regulatory region sequence-specific DNA binding. The coding region runs from base 268 to 1434 and encodes 388 amino acids. The record is from RefSeq and is a predicted model, not a curated record. The transcript is spliced from 2 exons.
GCCACGAGCGACACCUGGCGCAGGCAGGCAGCGUCCAGCAGAGGGCUCCUCCUCCGCUUAUUUCCGAAGGAAGCGGCGGGGCGAGAGAAAUACGUUAUCCACCGGGGCCCUUCCCUUCUCCCGCCCACGAUCCCAGCAGAUCGACGGGAGCAGGACCCCCUGCUGGGGAGGGAUCUUGGGGACGCCCGCACGGAAAGGGACGCCAAGCUGCCGCAAGGGCCCGGAUCCCGCGUUGCAAAGCCCGAGCCCGACCGAGCUAUUGAUAAAAUGUUGACCCAACACAAAGAGGAGAAAACCGACCAGGAAAGUCUCUUGGAGGAGGGCAGCUCUAGGAGCACGCCUCACUUGAAGGCCUUUCUGGAAAGGCAUGGAACUGGGAUGCCGGAAGAACAAGUUCUCAAGAAGAAACACACGUGUCCCGAUUGCGGGAAGAACUUCUGCCGGCGUUCUGACCUUGUCCGGCACCGGAAACUCCAUACGGGAGACCGUCCGUUUAUCUGUUCCAAGUGUGGGAAAGGCUUUGUUCAGAGUACCCACCUCAUCGCGCACCAGAAAAGCCAUGUGCGAGAGAAGCCCUUUUUCUGUCCUCACUGCGGAAGAAGCUUCAACCAGAUCCUGAACUUCAACAGACACCAGAGAACUCACUUAAAGGAACCGCCGUUCCAGUGCUGCGACUGCGGGAAGACCUUCAGCCGCAGCUCAAACCUUAUUAUGCACCAGAGGGCGCACACAGGGGAGAGGCCCUAUAAAUGCUUCGACUGCGGAAAUAGCUUCAGCAGGAGCUCCACUCUCGUUACUCAUCAGAGAAUCCACACUGGCGAGAAACCCUAUAAAUGCCAGGACUGCUGGAAAAGCUUUGGCAGACGGUCGACCCUCGUGAUGCACCAGAGAAUCCACACUGGGGAGAAGCCUUAUCAAUGUCCCGACUGCCCGGAAAGCUUCAGCGUUAAAUCGGGUCUUCUAAGUCAUCAGAGAAUCCACAUGACCGAGAAGCCCUACCUUUGCCUGGAGUGCGGCAAAAACUUCUGCCGGAGCGCAGACCUUAUCAUCCACCAGAGAAUCCACACGGGAGAAAAACCCUACAAGUGCAACGACUGCGGCAAGAAAUUCAACACGAACUCGCACCUCGUCACUCACCUGAGGAUUCACACAGGGGAAAAACCGUACAAGUGUCCCGAGUGCGGGAAAGGCUUCUCUUACAGCUCGGUGCUUGUGGGCCACCAGCGGCUUCACACGGGAGAAAAGCCGUACGCCUGUCUUGAGUGCGGGAAAACCUUUCGCAACAAUUCGCACCUUAUCACACACCAGAGAGUGCACACGGGAGAGAAGCCUUACGAAUGUGCCGAGUGCGGGAGGGGUUUCAGUGUCAGUUCAAACCUUCGGAAGCACCGGAAAAUCCAUGAAAGGGAGACCUCUCUUAAAGAUUCUGAGUAGCAACCCUAGCUGAUGAAGUCCCAGUUAGGUGCUAGCAAAGCUUGCAAACCAGCGCUUCUCAACCUGUGGGUCCCCAGAUGUUGUUGGACUACAACUCCCAUCAUCCCAGAGCUCUGGCCUUGCUAGCUAGGGACGAUGGGAGUUGUAGUUCAACAACAUCUGGGGACCCACAGGUUGAGAAAGGCUGUUGGAAACGGAAAUUGAUGCACGGUGGGAGGUGCCUGAGAAAAACAUCAGGAAAAUCUUUUGCAACGCGGAAUAGGCAACAUGGCGCAUAGGGUAGCAAGGAACGCAGACCAGAUCUAGUCUUGGAAAGAUCUGGUUCUGGGAAAUCCUGACAACUCUGCUUCUCUAACGGGUGGGAUAGGAUGAGGAAUCUUCCG